Molecule: messenger RNA, 3430 nt
Organism: Octodon degus (degu)
Lineage: Eukaryota; Metazoa; Chordata; Mammalia; Rodentia; Octodontidae
Gene: Mmgt1
Product: membrane magnesium transporter 1
Exons: 4
Coding region: 233-628 (131 amino acids)
Cellular component (GO): plasma membrane; Golgi apparatus; EMC complex
Source: RefSeq, a predicted model, not a curated record
CCGAGCGGCUUCUGAAGCGAUCGCGGACCCUUCUCGGUGUAGCUUUACCCUUCUUCCCGGCAUUCCUGUUUCCGCUUUCUCGGUGCUCUCUGGGUUUUGCACCACUAAGGUGCGUCGCGCCCGGGGCUUCAGUGACGUCAUCGUUCUGCGCCGCGCCGACACCCGCCGGUGGAAUAGGGAACGGUUCUGUCCGCCUUCACCGCUCUUCUUGGCCUUCUGCUCCUUCCGAAUCAUGGCGCCAUCGCUAUGGAAGGGGCUAGUAGGCAUCGGCCUAUUUGCCCUAGCACACGCCGCCUUUUCCGCCGCACAGCAUCGUUCUUAUAUGCGAUUAACAGAAAAAGAAGAUGAGUCACUGCCAAUAGAUAUAGUUCUUCAGACACUUCUGGCCUUUGCAGUGACCUGUUACGGGAUAGUGCAUAUUGCAGGGGAGUUUAAAGACAUGGAUGCCACUUCAGAAUUGAAGAAUAAGACAUUUGACACCUUAAGGAAUCAUCCGUCCUUUUAUGUAUUUAAUCAUCGUGGUCGUGUCCUGUUCCAGCCUUCAGAUACAACAAAUUCUUCAAACCAAGAUGCAUUGUCCUCUAACACAUCAUUGAAGCUACGAAAACUUGACUCACUGCGCCGUUAAGAUUUUUACAAAUUGUAAUAUCAGGACAGGACACAGAGCUGAAUGUUGGAGUUUGGGGUAUGAAACACUCCCCCAAUCAGUAUUUAUAUUGCCCUUUCAGACCUAAUUUAAAAAAAAAUCUAUGGCCCCUGUUUGUACAUUGUUAAUGAGAUUGUUAAUAGAGUAUAUACAUUAUCUGUGAAAUGAGUCUUUGAUCUUUAGUGUAGGAACCUUUUUCAUUUGAAAUAAAUUUGCAUCUUUUGUAAAAGUCAGUGUUUUGGACACAUGAAAAAUGAUGAUGAUUUUUGCAAUUAUUUAUUUUCUUAGAUUUCUUUUGCACUACAGGUUUUAGGAGUCGUUUUUUGGACAUAUCAUGUGAAUAUUGCAUUUUGCAGCCCAAAUGACAGCAAAAUGACCUUAUCAAAUUCUGAAAUGAUGACUUCUCACUUUUUCUUAUGUCCCCUUAAAAAGUGAUUCUGCUUUCACAGGUAUUUGCCAUGCCUUCUCACACCUCCACUCCCAGCUUUCAUGGCAGCUGUCUUGUUUGGUCACUUCUCUGAGAUCCUGUGCUGGGAGCAGUUUCUGUGUCAGAAAUUCUGUCAUUGCAAAUCUAUUUAACAAACUCAGCUUGCUGUGAAGCAACUUCUGUUCUCUUCAGUUAGCUAUAAAGAAUUUUCCUGGUUAUAUAGUUUUAAGAAUAGUGGAAGAUAACUAAAAAGUCAUUUGCGAUUUUAUUAUGUUGCCUAUGUAGCCUAAGAAUAGUAAACAGUGCAGAAAAGUGAUUAAGCCAGUUGUAACUUAUUCCGAGUCUGUGUUAGUCUAUUUAAUGCAAGGCUAGUAAAUUAGUAAAACUAAAGGGAACUUCUCAUUAAUCUAAAGGCAGAUGUAAAGGAAUUGGGCCAAAUAUGUUCUAAACAUUUGAAACUAAUAUAUUCAGUUUGUUUAAAGAAUUAAGGUCAUUUAAAGAAUAUUGUGUAGCUCCUGAUUUAUAACAGGCUUAUCAUUUUCUACCUUCACUGUAUGGUGAUGCGGGUGAAGAUGAGGAUACAGAGUUGAAUUUAUUCAGAAACUUUAAUUUUACUCUUAGAGAAGCUUGGCUAGCUCUUUGAGCAAAAAUUAAAUUAAAUUUUUAAAAACCUGCAGGAAGCUAAACUUUUCUUUAGGAAGCAUUGCUCUUGUUGAAUUGUGCAAGUAUAAAAACAUUACUUUAGUUGAAUUGUAUAGGCAUAAAGGGAAAUAUGCUUUGGGCAAGAGCCAUACAAUGCCCUUAUACUUGAUGACAUGUGUUUAUUAGCAGUGAGUCUUAGCUCUUCUGUCCUGCCUGGCAAUGCACAGCCUCAAAGGACAAGAUUAUUUUAUUGUUGGAUUUUUCUUGUUUUCGAUUACCAGUGUAAUCUGUGAGAUGCUGACUCUGUUCUCUAAUGAGAGCAAAGUUAGAACCUGUUGGUAACUUACAAUAAUUUAGAAAUGUGAUGAGAAUGUGAAGUCAGGGAUUAAAGUGAUAAUAAUGAAGUCAAAAUACUGUGCGAAAAAGCCUGCCUUUUAUAUCAGACCCGUCUGUUGUUUGCUCAGGUACGACUAAUUUGGAAGAGCCUCUCAUUCUCUUCUCUUUUGGGGCUGUCUUCCUUUCCUAAUGUGUUUUUGUAGCACUGUUACUGAGAUAUAUAAUUCAUGUGGCUUGUAAUUCACUUAUUCAUGGGUACAGUUAAGUGAUUUUUUAAAAAUACAUCCGUAAAGUUGUGCAGCCAUGACCACAGUCAAAUGUAGGGUAUUCUGUUACCACAAAAGGAGUUCCAAACACUGUAGCAGUCACCUCUUACUUUCUUCCAGUACUCACCCCUAGCCCUAGGCAACCACUGUAAGUGGAUUCGUAUCUCGUUCUUUGUGACUGACUACCCAAAUGGAGUUUUUUUGUACAGUGAAAGUUCUCACCUUGAGAACUUAUUACCAUGAAAGGAAGUGGUUGGUAAAUCAGCAGAUUGCAGGAGGGAGUGCCUAACAGGUUUCUCAGUUAAUCUUAUGCUGAAUAGUUUUUCCUCAUAGCCAAGCAAUCAUGACAUAUUACUGCUUGCAAUAAGGAUAGUUUCUAGAAGAGGUAUUGAAUUCUCCUUUUUUCUGCCCAGUCAAGAAAAUCCUACUAAAAAUGAUGCCAAAUAAUUUGGCACAAAAUUGACAUAGCAGUUGUCAGGUAUGUUUAACUUUGCUAGGAGCUUGUAUACCUCGGGCCAGGUGAGCGCCCCAAAUUUCUUCUCAAAUUUAGACCAGUGAUUCUGUGCUGUCUGUUUUAAGUAUGUACCAUAGGACUGAAGGUGAUCUGAGUGAGUUUUAACAGUGCUAAAUGUAUUAAGUAUGAAACUUUAUGUAGAGCACUGUUGAAUCGUCCAUUACUCUCUAGGUAAAAAAAAUACCGUGAUCAUGGACUAAAUAAGCCUGCAGUUAACUCUGAUUUCAGUAACAAUUCAGAAGUAUGAGAAGUGUGCACCAAUCAAAAUUCUCCAGACUAUAGGAAGGCUCCUUAAUGAGGGAACCAGCCAAAAUGAUGGGCCAGUGGCUAGCUGCAGCAAACACAGAUGAGUGAAGUGGAGACUUAUGCUCUGUGACUCCCUACUAGUUAUUCGUUUGCUAAGCAUUACAGCUUAUUUUUGAGUGGCAUGACAGCAUCUUCCUAGUUGUAUGUGGCCUGUUCCCAUGAUGUAUUGAGUAGUGUUGUUUGUUGUCAACAGCAACACUUAUUAACACCAAGCUAAACACAUUUCUUUGGUUAUGUUUCCUCUCCUUAAAUGAUCUUGCCCUGUCUAAUAAACAGAUGAUUGUCUCACCCUG